Molecule: messenger RNA, 738 nt
Organism: Parathielavia appendiculata
Lineage: Eukaryota; Fungi; Ascomycota; Sordariomycetes; Sordariales; Chaetomiaceae
Exons: 2
Coding region: 1-738 (245 amino acids)
Biological process (GO): positive regulation of DNA-templated transcription
Cellular component (GO): nucleus
Molecular function (GO): transcription coactivator activity; chromatin DNA binding
Source: RefSeq, a predicted model, not a curated record
AUGGCCGACCAGUUCUUGGCCGAGCAGCACAAAUGGACGCUGUUUCAGAACUCCCAAUCUGACGAGGCGGACAGCUGGGUGAUGCUGACCCGGGACGGCGAGAUCGUACCCAUUCCCGGUGAGAAGAUACUGCAUACCUCACGGCCGCGAGUCAGCCUCGAGGUAUCAACGCCUCGGGAGCUCCAGAUCGCCGAGCCCUUCUCUCUCAGAUGCGACAAUGGGAUCGCCUACAUCACGAAUGAGCGGGUGAUCUAUCUCCCAGCUCGACCGAGCGAGAACUUCAAGUCCUUCUUUGCGCCGGUGUUGAACUUUUCCGACACCCAUGUUCAAUCCUCAUGGAUGAUAGGUCCCUGGAGCUGGGGCGGCACCGUGAGGCCGGUUACGGGAGGAGGCAUUCCCAUGCACAUCCCCAGGAUAGACGUCAAGUUUGUCUUCAGGGACGGCGGCCACAGCGAUUUCCAGACCAAGUUUGAGUGGCUCAAGGAACGCCUGCAUCAUGCCCAGGAGCUCGGCCUGAUACCGGGCCAGAAUCUUGAUCCUCCCCCGCCAUACGAGCCCAGCACUCCUGGGCCCUUGUCCUCCGGUGCUUCCGGCGGCGCCCCUGCCGACGCUCAGGCCCAGCAACAACCGCCUCAACCCGCCCCCGAUGAGCCUCCUCCGGACUACGUGGAAGCGCAGAGCCAGGCCAUUACGAUGCAGUAUGAGGAGCGCAUGAGGGAAGAGGCGGAGAGGCAGUGA